Molecule: messenger RNA, 1575 nt
Organism: Lycium ferocissimum
Lineage: Eukaryota; Viridiplantae; Streptophyta; Magnoliopsida; Solanales; Solanaceae
Product: glucan endo-1,3-beta-glucosidase 11-like
Exons: 3
Coding region: 195-1373 (392 amino acids)
Biological process (GO): carbohydrate metabolic process
Cellular component (GO): plasma membrane
Molecular function (GO): hydrolase activity, hydrolyzing O-glycosyl compounds
Source: RefSeq, a predicted model, not a curated record
CUUGUGCCACCACUUUCAAGAACCAAGAAUCUUGAAAAAAAUGAAGAAUUUUGAAAGUUAGUGUUUUUAUGAUUGUGGGGUUUAAGAAAAGCUAAAAGGGUGUAUUGGGUGAUGGUUAAUGAAGCUAAAAGAGUGAUCUUUUUUUGUGUUUCUUGAAAAUUUGGAAGGUUGUUUUUAGGUUGUGCAGUGAAGUGAUGGAGAUUAGAUUGAUUCUUCUAAGAUUCCUUUUUAUAUUAUUGGUGAUCUUCACAAAUAAUGCUCAACCAACUGCCAGAGCGUUCACAGGAACGUACGGGAUUAAUUAUGGGAGAAUUGCAGAUAACAUUCCUUCACCUGAUAAAGUGGUUAAACUCCUUCGAGCAGCAAAAAUUAAGAAUGUUAGAAUUUACGAUGCGGAACCCAGUGUACUUAACGCGUUUAAAGGGACUGGUCUUGAACUGGUGAUCGGACUUCCGAACGGGCUUGUAAAAGAAAUGAGUGCCAAUGCAGAUCAUGCUUUAAAUUGGGUAAAAGAUAACGUGAAGGCGUUCCUUCCUGAGACCCGCAUUGUUGGCAUCGCUGUGGGAAAUGAAGUUUUGGGGGGUAGCGAUAAUGAACUGGAGGUAGCUCUUCUGAAUGCUGUAAAGAAUGUAUAUAAUGCGACGAAAAAGCUCGGGAUAAGUGACGUUCAGAUAUCAACCGCGCACUCGCAGGCUGUUUUUGCCGAUUCGUUCCCUCCCUCCUUUUGUGUAUUUAAAGAUGGCGUUGCUGAGUUGAUGAAGCCACUUUUAGACUUCUUCUCGAAAAUUGGAUCUCCAUUCUGCUUAAAUGCUUACCCGUUUUUGGCUUACACGUACAACUCAGAUAAAAUAGACAUAAAUUAUGCUCUUUUUCAGCCAAAUGAAGGAAUUGUUGACAAUAAAACAAACCUUCAUUAUGAUAACUUGCUCGAUGCUCAGAUUGAUGCAGCGUAUGCAGCUCUAGAGGAUGCUGGUUUUCGGAAAAUGGAAGUCAUAGUUACUGAAACCGGCUGGGCAUCUAAUGGGGACGAGAAUGAACCUGCUGCCACGCCAGGUAAUGCUAGGACGUAUAAUUAUAAUCUGCGCAAAAGGCUCGCCAAAAGAAAAGGAACUCCAAUGAGGCCGAAAAAAAUGUUGAAGGCGUAUAUUUUUGCACUGUUCAAUGAGUAUCAAAAGCCAGGUCAAUCAUCAGAGAAGAACUUCGGACUAUUCAAAGCUGAUGGUAGUAUAUCUUAUGAUAUCGGUUUCCCUGGGCUACAAGAUAUUUCAGCUGCAUCUUCGCUUUUGUCUUUGAAGGGAAUUCAAGCUCAAGGGUAUUAUUUGCCAGCGAUAGCAAUCACAACGUCAAUAUCGGUUCUGCUAUCGAGGUUGUGACAACAUUUUUGAUCUCAUCUUAUACGAAAUACCAGAUUAGCGUCUCGAAUUUCCUAGUGUAGAAACUGCUGCUACAUCAACAACAUCAGGAAUGCAGUCUUAGAUCUUCAUAGCUAGUCGAUCAUAGAGGUUGCUGAUUGUUUUUGAACUUUUCAGCAAUGCACAAUCAGUAUAUAUAUAUGAAAUAAAUUCUUUCUUGGUU